Messenger RNA from Chaetomium strumarium, 1297 nucleotides. RefSeq lists its product as uncharacterized. Gene Ontology annotation, molecular function: oxidoreductase activity. The record is from RefSeq and is a predicted model, not a curated record. The transcript has 4 exons. NCBI's taxonomy places the organism in Eukaryota, Fungi, Ascomycota, Sordariomycetes, Sordariales, Chaetomiaceae. Bases 221 to 1120 code for a protein of 299 amino acids.
GUCGUUGACGUCAUGGCAAGCACGGCGUGGAAGAUCGCCACCACAACACAAACCGGCACAGAAUACAACAUAAAGCAUGAGCUGCUCUCUUCUAGUUCAAAAAGGCCAAUAAAUCCUUCACCGACCUCGCAAAUUCCCGAUUUCACUUUGAACAGAUCAAUUACAGUCUCUGCCCAUCACAUUCCGUAUUUCCAAUCUCAAGCCCACGAAAUCACACACAAUGUCUGAGUCCCACGUCUCCAAGAGUGGCGAGUUCCAGGCGGUGCCCCAGAAAGCUCAGCAUCAAAACCUUCCUGGACUUGAGAAGAAGAUGGAGCCGUCCAGCGAAACGACGAAGCUGGAGGGUGCGGAGCAAGCCUUCGAGUAUCUCGCGGCCGGCAAGCUGAAGGGCUGCAAGGCCUUGAUCACUGGCGGAGAUUCCGGCAUCGGUCGUUCGGUCGCAGUACUCUUCGCGCGCGAGGGUGCCGAUGUCAGCAUUGUCUAUCUUCCCGAGGAGCAGCCGGACGCCGAAGACACCAAGAAGAUGGUGGAGAAGGAAGGCCGCAGGUGCCUGCUGAUCCCCGGCGAUCUGAUGGACAACAAGACAUGCAAGGAAGCGAUCCAGAAGCACGUCGACUCCUUCGGCGAGAUUCAUGUGUUGGUCAACAACGCCUCCAAGCAGAUCAUGUGCGACGACUUUGCGGAGAUCGACCUCGACAACGUCGAGAGCACGUUCCGGAGCAACAUCCUGCAGAUGUUUGCCAUGACGAAGUUUGCCCUGCCGCAUAUGAAGAAGGGCGGUUCGAUCAUCAACACAACCUCCACCGUGGCCUUUCGCGGCACGUCCUCCAUGGUCGACUACGCGGCCACCAAGGGCGCCAUCGUGUCCUUCACGCGCGCUCUGGCGAAGAACCUGAUGCCCAAGGGCAUCCGUGUCAACGCGGUGGCGCCCGGUCCCGUCCACACACCGCUGCAGCCAGCCUCCCGGCCGGCCGAGCAGAUGGAAGGCUUUGGCGGGAAGUCGCAGAUCGGCCGUGUCGGGCAGCCCAGCGAGAUCGCGCCGAGCUUCGUGUUUCUGGCCAGCAAGGACUCCGAGUUGUAUUACGGACAGGUGCUGCAUGCUUAUCCUUUGGGCGACUAAAAGUCUGAUAAUCGAGCGGCGGGAGAAACGGUCGUUGCCACAUGGCGAACCUGAUAUGGGAAAUUGAAACUCAUGAUAUUACGGACGGUUAUGGUCGUAUCAUCGUGGUAUUGCGGCAGUCUGUCGUUCUAGUACCCUGUGCAAUGUGUUGGCAUGGAACCAGUUCCGUUUCCAAGC